UGAUGAGGCUGGCAAUCUCAGUUGGGAGCAAAUUUGAAUUGAAUUGUCUAUUCGAUGGGCAAACGCAUCAAACGAAAAUGUCGAGUGUCAAAGACAAAGGAUGGACAUGAAGUGCGUUCAUGUAAAGUAGCUGACAAGACCGGAAGUAUUACAAUAUCAGUGUGGGACGAGGUGGGCAGCCUGAUACAAACAGGAGACAUCAUUCGACUCAAUCGAGGAUAUGCAUCUCUCUUCAAAGGCUGUCUAACACUGUAUAUUGGAAGAACAGGGGACCUUCAGAAGAUCGGAGAGUUCUGUAUGAUUUUCUCAGAAGUGCCAAAUUUCAGUGAGCCCAACCCAGAGGUGCUGGCAAAAAUCAACCAAAUCAACAACACCCACGUAAAAACAGAAGCUCAUGGCAGCACUCCUAGUAUACCGACUCCAGGGCCACAGGGAGGACCUACAGCAAACGGCUCUGCUGUGUUUUCCCCUUCUCCUGUCCCCCGAGAGCCCUCCUUUGGUGCAGGUGGACGUCAUUUGAACCGCAAUCAUUGGAACAGUGGUAGUGCUGCUUCAGUUCGAGAUGGAGAACAGAGAUCAAAACCCAAGGUCACCAUCACUAAUGGACGGGAUCCUCGCCGAGCCCUGAAGAGAUGAGAGCAUAUUUGUAACUUUACUUUUGUUUGUUACACUAAUUGAUGGGGUAUUUGAUUAAUGAAUUAUAUUAACCUUUUCUGGAUUGAGAUUUUGCACAAAGUAUAAAUAAAGUCACUUAAA
Molecule: messenger RNA, 756 nt
Organism: Cyprinus carpio (common carp)
Lineage: Eukaryota; Metazoa; Chordata; Actinopteri; Cypriniformes; Cyprinidae
Product: SOSS complex subunit B2-like
Exons: 6
Coding region: 55-636 (193 amino acids)
Source: RefSeq, a predicted model, not a curated record